AUGAUAUCAUCAUGUUAAAGGUUCUUAAGAUCAAGCAACGUAAUCUAUAAUUUUGCUGUAGCUAAUCAAAGAAGAUAUGUAAUAACUUAAAUUUAUAAUUAGAGUUCUUCUUAACUCUAAUAUUAUUAAAGUUUAAGAAUUCACAAAGAUAAAUCUAUACCUUCAAUUUUAAAUAAUUUAUUCAUUAAUAAGAUGUUGUAAUAUGAUUGGAUUGUAGAUUAAGGUCCUAAACUCAUUGAUUUUUUAUAUACUAUAUGUGGAACAAAAUUAACGAAUUUUCUAAUUAAUCAUACAAUUGGAAAAGUGUUUACAGCUGGAGAGAACCUUGAAAGUGUUGAAAGACAUUUAUCUUCAUCAAAUUCAAGUAAUAAUGAUAUUUAUUUUUUUAAGAAAUUUCCUAUAUAAUGGAUUACUGUUCAGAAGCACUUGAGGGGAUAAAGGAUUAUGAGAAAUUUUAUGAUGAGAAUAGUUUAAUAUUUUAAUAAACUAUUUUGGAGUGUGCAAAGAAACCUGAGAAGAAAAACAUGAUUGCAAUUAAGGUUUCUAGUUUAAUUGAUCUAAAUUUACUGAAGCAAAUUAAUAAAGCAAGAUUGAAUAUUUUUGAUAUGUUCUAUAAAAUUAGUUAAGGAGAAUAAACAAUUACAAUUUAAUAGGUUAUUUUAUAUUUUUAUUAUUUUAGGUAUUCUCAUAUCUUAAAGAAUAAGGAAUUAGUUUGAAUGAAGAUGAAUAAAAAUAAUUUAUCAAAGGAGUAUUAAAAUUUAAUUAGAAUGAUAUAAAAAUAGAUUAAAUAUUAAUAGAUGAAAUUACAUGGAAAUAUAGAGUUUAACCUAUAUUCAUGUUUGAUUUAGAUUUAAAUAACAAUCCAGUUAUUAAAUACUUUAAUAAUCUAAAUUAAAAAGACAUCUACUUAUUUGAAUAAUUUAUUGAAAGAAUUAAAUACUUCAUGGAUCCAGCUUUAAUUAAUUAAGUUUGUGUAAUGGUUGAUGCUGAAUAAACUUAUAUAUAAUUGGCAAUUGAUAGUUUUAGUGAAUAAAUGGAAGCAUAUUAUAACUAAAAUUAUACAAUAGUAUUUAAUACAUUCUAAAAUUACUUAAAAUAAACAAAAUAGAGGACAGAUUAUGAAAUUGAAAAAGCAGAAAAAUUUAAAUUAAAUAUUGGUAUAAAAAUGGUUAGAGGUGCAUAUAUGGUAGAGGAAUCUAAAUUGGCUAAACAAUAGAAUAAAGAAAAUCCAAUAAAUAAUGGAUAUGAUACCACUACAUCUAUGAUAGAGAGAAACUUAGAAAUAUUAAUAUAAAAUAUUCAUAAAUCACCUACAAAAGUAUUUGUAGCUAGUCAUAAUGAACAAACUAUAGAUUAUGUAAAAGAAAUAAUGAAUAGAUAUUCUAUUCCUAAUUAAGGAGGUAUAUUUUAUUAUUAACUAUUUAUAUAGAUGUUUUAUUUGCUUAAUUAUAUGGAUUAUCUGAUCAUGUCACUUAUUAAUUAGCUAGUGAAGUAUUAAAUUAUUUAUAUUAUUUAGGGGUAUAAAAUAUAUAAAUAUGUACCUUUUGGUAAAACUGAGAUAAUGAUUCCUUACUUAAUGAGAAGAGCCUAAGAAACGAAGAAAGUACUGUAAUCAAGUUCUUUGUAAACACUUUUGUUAAUUGAUGAAUUAAAAUAUAGAUUAUAUUUUAAAUGA
Messenger RNA from Paramecium pentaurelia, 1675 nucleotides. Lineage: Eukaryota; Ciliophora; Oligohymenophorea; Peniculida; Parameciidae. The record is from the annotation of a GenBank genome assembly.